Messenger RNA from Micropterus salmoides (largemouth bass), 2925 nucleotides. Its product is annotated as coenzyme Q-binding protein COQ10 homolog A, mitochondrial. Gene Ontology annotation, cellular component: mitochondrion. The record is from RefSeq and is a predicted model, not a curated record. Gene Ontology annotation, biological process: cellular respiration; ubiquinone biosynthetic process. The coding region runs from base 527 to 1276 and encodes 249 amino acids. Gene Ontology annotation, molecular function: ubiquinone binding. Lineage: Eukaryota; Metazoa; Chordata; Actinopteri; Centrarchiformes; Centrarchidae. The transcript is spliced from 5 exons.
AGAAAGGAACAGUUUGUCCCACCGGUGUUUUAUUUAGCCGCAGAAGGUCGUCCGCGGCUCGGCGGUCUUUGACAAUACCCACAACCAAAACUAGCCUAAAUAAUUUAGCGUUGUGUCAAGUUCGGCUUUCGAUAAUUGCAGUGAUGUGAGAAUUGCUGGGGGGAAAAAAUAGAGGAACGCGGCUGUACGUCGCGUUUAGUCGGGCUCGUUAUGAAACCUUGCUAGCGAACGUUAGCUAACGUUAGCAGCUGGAUACGGUAACUAACGUUACGUACGCUGACGGAACUAAAAGCGGCUGGAGACGUUUUUGAAGUGAAUUUAGCCAACUAGUCAUUGCACUAGCCAGUGAAUGUUUGUUUAUUGUUUACUGCAAAACAGCUAAGUAGCUUUAGCGUUAAUAUAUAUCCGCACUGCCGCAGGGUGUUUUGGACGGGACCUUAAAUCCCACUGCCCGGUCUUGGACCAGACCCCGGGCUCAGCUUCUCAGAACCAGGAUUUCCCAUCCCUGAACUGAGUGGCUGGUUUGAUGGCAGCCACGGCCAGUGCCCGGCGGUUACCUAUGGGUGUGCGGACAUUUAGUGACUUUCUUCAGAUUGCCACUGUGGGCUCCCCUCGCUCGUGUCGUACAGCGGUUUCAAGAGGAUGUAUGCGACAAAACAUCAGACACUUGUCAUCAUGUGGCAUUUUGAUGACAAGAACUCCCAGAGUGCUUUGCCUUCAAGACUGGGACACAAUGACAACUGUUCCCCAAAGCAGAAACUUCAUCAGCCUCACCAACAAAAGGAAGGAGUACUCCGAGCGUAGGAUACUAGGGUUUUCUAUGCAGGAAAUGUAUGAUGUGGUGGCCAAUGUUGAUGAGUACAAGAACUUUGUGCCCUGGUGUAAGAAGUCCCAGACCAUUAUGAAAAGAACAGGCCACUCCAAAGCCCAACUUGAAGUGGGAUUCCCUCCAGUCAUGGAGAGAUACACAUCUAUGAUCACUAGUGUCCGGCCUCAUCUAGUCAAAGCAGUGUGUACAGACGGAAAGCUGUUCAAUCACCUGGAGACAAUAUGGCGCUUUAGUCCAGGCAUUCCUGGUUACCCUCGGACCUGCACGGUAGACUUUUCUAUAUCCUUUGAGUUCCGCUCUUUGCUGCACUCCCAGUUAGCCACCAUGUUCUUCGAUGAGGUUGUAAAGCAGAAUGUCGCUGCGUUUGAGCGGCGAGCCUGUAAGCUCUACGGCCCAGAGACUCGUAUCCCACGAGAGCUGAUGUUUCACGAGGUGCAUCAGACGUGAUCUCAGCAGCUGUAUGUCCUCAUCUGGCCUUAAACCAUAUCAGCUUUUAUUCCCUUUAUCCACACACACCUGCAUGAUGGUGAUCAGUCGCCCACCACUUCAGGUCAACUUCAACUCCUGAAGAUGUUAGACAUCCAACUCUUGUAAGCAUUAUUUUGGAAUCCCUGCCUCCAAAAAAUCUUGCUUAUCUCCUCCUCGUGUUAAUAUCCACUUUCUGUCUACCUCCACUUAAGGGAUCCUUGUUUAGCAGAAGGAAUCCACCAUUUCUUUUGCUCCAUGGCAGUUGUAUUUAUGUAAACAAAACAGUAAAUCAUUGCAACAUCAUCACCAAUGGUAGAGAGUCGGCUAUUAUUCUAAAUGAUCAGCACAGUGACACUGAAAAAACCCUGUUUAUGUAAAUUUUAUUUUAUUUUAUAAAAUUACAUUUUCUCUUAACUGAGGUCAAGUUUUAUAGUUCACUGUGACCUCAAGGUUACUUGCAACACUGGCACCCUACCAAGUCAGUCAAGUCUUUUCAGUUUUAAGUUGACCAGCACUUUGAUCAGCUGAUUAUACUGUAUUAAGAAAGCAUAUUCUUUGCCUUUUUACAUUUACCAUUUAUUUCAAAUUGAAUUUUUAAUAUAUUGUGCCAUGUUUGGGACGUUGUGUUGUGACAGAAUCAAUGAAGUGCAACAUUUGCAAAGGUAAAAUGGUAAUUUCUUUAUUAGUUACCUGUGCCCUCGAUUGACUUUGAGAUUUGGGAAAAUAAGCUUCAACUUGGCUGUUUUUGUGCCGUGAGAAUUUGUGUUUUUGGACAUUGAGACUUGGCCUGCCAGUUUUUAUAGUUCCUUAUUUUACAGCCCAGCACUAUUAACUAUCACAAAAGAUUAACAGAGGUGGGGUGAAUCUAACUUUGCACAAACAAGAGCACCUAAAUUAAUCUAUGAACAGGCUGGAGAGUACUGUGAAAUACUGUAAAUAGGGUUACAACAAGAAAUGUCAGAUUAUAUAGCAUGACUACAACUUUAUAUUUGAAAAUAUUUUUUCAUUUUAUAGACUUAUAAACAUAGAUUAAAAAUUAUUUAUAGUAAUCUGAUUAGGUCACAGUUAUAUUAAUUCAGUUGAUUAUUUUAGUGAUGAUAAUCAGUUUGUAACAGAUAAUGUAAAAGUUUUCCUACUCUGCUUUUUGUAUUUUAUGGUCCAUAUUCUGGAGGGGAUCAGAAGGAUGAUACUCCUGUCAUUGUGAGUAUAAAAUAUACUGCUGGGCUGUAGAAUAGAACAUUUUCAAUCAGUUAUCAUUGCCUAUGGGUUUCAUGCUUACUUUUCUGGAUGUUUUAGCUUUUAUUUACAUUUAAGCUGGAUGGAUGUAACCAAAAAAAGAGGAAAAUAUAGUCUGUAACAUAAGAGUUCAUGCAUUGCAUUGUUAGGGCAUGACUAUUUUUAGUUGGGUUAUACAUUUCACGUAAAAGUAAUCCAUGGCUUUAUUCCGUGCUAAAGGGCUCAUAAAGUUCAUUGAUUGUAUUUGCCAUUUUUAGAGGUGACUGAUUUGUUCAAGAUGCCAAAGGUCAAUGGAAGAAGUCAUUCAUGUGUGACCCUCCUCAUAAACGGCAGUUCAUUAUGUUCACAUGCUCCAAGUCUCAUGCCCCAAUAAAACUUGAGUAUUUUUAAGA